GUGGAGUGGAGCGGCCGCUGUUGCCGACUCUUUCCUCCUCCCCACGGUCCAGUCAGCGGGUUGAUUAAGCCAUCGGCCCUCAAGCUGAGACUUGUCUCUUAUUUAGUUCUGGGGAGCGCCUGGCUGACAUGAGUGAUGUAGAGGAGAACAACUUCGAGGGCAGAGAGUCUCGCUGUCAGUCAAAAUCUCCAACUGGAACUCCUGCUCGUGUAAAAUCGGAGAGCAGGUCAGGAUCUCGUAGCCCAUCAAGGGUUUCCAAACACUCUGAAUCACAUUCUCGAUCAAGAUCAAAAUCCAGGAGACGAUCUCGAAGUAGGUCCUAUACACCAGAAUACCGGCGUCGAAGGAGCCAAAGUCAUUCUCCAAUGUCUAACCAGAGAAGACAUACAGCCAGCAGGGCAAAUCCAGAUCCCAGCACUUGUCUAGGAGUGUUUGGCCUCAGUUUGUACACAACAGAGCGAGAUCUUCGUGAAGUAUUUUCUCGAUAUGGACCAUUGAGUGGUGUCAAUGUGGUUUAUGACCAGCCACCUGGACGAUCUCCAGGAUUUGCUUUUGUUUAUUUUGAGAGAAUAGAUGACUCAAAGGAGGCUAUGGAAAGGGCAAAUGGAAUGGAGCUGGAUGGUAGAAGAAUUCGUGUGGAUUAUUCUAUCACCAAGAGAGCACACACACCUACACCAGGCAUAUACAUGGGCAGACCAACUCAUAGUGGUGGUGGCGGUGGUGGAGGCGGUGGUGGAGGUGGCAGACGUCGAGAUUCUUACUAUGAUAGAGGAUGUGAUCGUGGGUACGACAGAUAUGAAGACUAUGAUUACCGGUACAGAAGAAGAUCGCCUUCUGCUUACUAUAGUCGAUACAGAUCACGAUCAAGAGUGGUUGCAGUUGAGGACAUCUUUUUCUUUUUUUUUUUUUCUCUUUCUCUUUUUGUUUAAUUCUGGAUUUCCCCAAGCUUCUAAUCCUUUCUACUCCUUAAAAAGAACCCUUAAAAAAAUCUUUGGUUUGUUUAGCAUCUAACACUUUGUCAGUUGUAUUGCUGUUUUCCAUCUCUUUUAUUAUAUUCUUAAAGAUAUAAUUGUUGUCGUUUUGAGUAGUUAAACAUCUUGAGUAAAAAAGGAGCUGCCAGUGUUAUGCUUUGUAAAUGAUCUUUUUUGUUUGUUUUUUGCUUUUACAGAAAGUUAACUCCUGGCUAAUCAAAUAAGGAGAAAUGAUCUUUUUGAAGCUUCUUUUGUGUUAGAUAUUGUAUUAGACAUUGUAUUAGAGAGCUGCAUUUACUACAAACUCCUUUUUUAACUUUCUUUUGGGGAAGUUAGUAACACAUAAAGUAGUUCAGUCAAUGUCAGGUUUGUCUGGGGUGGCAUGGGGCAGUCAAAUAGUUGAGUGUAGAAAGUCUGAAGCUAUAGAAGAAAACACUUGGUCAUUUCUUUUGAAGAACAUAAUUUUUGAACCCUAAAAAUUAUGUCAUUUUUUAGAGAUGAAAAGCUUGUGGAC
Hippopotamus amphibius kiboko is the source of this 1485-nucleotide messenger RNA. Its product is annotated as transformer-2 protein homolog alpha-like. Gene Ontology annotation, molecular function: RNA binding. The transcript has 2 exons. NCBI's taxonomy places the organism in Eukaryota, Metazoa, Chordata, Mammalia, Artiodactyla, Hippopotamidae. Bases 129 to 929 code for a protein of 266 amino acids. Gene Ontology annotation, biological process: positive regulation of mRNA splicing, via spliceosome. The record is from RefSeq and is a predicted model, not a curated record. Gene Ontology annotation, cellular component: spliceosomal complex.